AUGGGUAUUUUCUCAUCCAUACACUGGAGCCUGGGGUUGGCGAUUUCGGCCAGAUGUCCUCUUGUAGGAGCUCGAACAGCUGAUGUGUAUGUGCCACUCACUUUAGACCAAACCAUUGAACAGCUGGGUCUGCGGCCAGCUCUUGCACAUAUACGGGAGCUUGAAUUAGCAAUUCCUGCGCCAAGUCGACGCUCACUCUUACUUAUGCAGUGCGACAUUCUUGCCACUGUGCUUCCACUUGAAGUACAAUUCCCUGGCUCUGAAGACUACAAUUCCACACGGGGAAGUUAUUGGGCGCAACAGCAGUCCGAUUUAUCACCAAGCUGUUUUGUUGUUGUCAAACGAUCCCAUUUGGUGUCGACCUCGAUUGCAGUCUCACGGAAGACAAAAUGCCCGUUUAGUGUCCGCAGCGGAGGUCACUCGGAUGUUCCUGGCGCAUCUAAUAUCGAAAAAGGAAUAACCAUUGAUCUUCGGUCUAUUAGUGAAAUAGAUGUGUCUGAUGAUAAGCGGAUCACCUACGUUGGCGCUGGGGCUAGAUGGGAUGAAGUGUAUGCGAAACUCGAUGAGAUGGAUCUUAUGGUUGUGGGUGGACGGGUUUUUUCUCUGGGGGUUGGAGGACUGACGCUUGGGGGCGGUAUAUCAUUUUUCUCCGGCAAGGAAGGACUUGCUUGCGAUAAUGUUGUUGUCAUGGCUGAUGGGCGACUACGAGACGUCAAUCAGACUUCGUACCCAGAUCUAUACCGCGCCUUGAGAGGUGGAGGGAACAAUUUCGGUAUCGUAACCCGCUUUGACCUAGACACCUAUCCCCAGGGUGAAACGUGGAGCGCCAUACGCGCUUACCCACUAGAUGCCAAAGAACAUCUAAUAGAGGGAUUGGCUUCAUUUAACAAAAAUGCAGCCGACGACCCGGAUCUUGCCAUAAUAACCAGUUUUGCAUAUGCUGGAGGCCAGUGGAUAUGCGGCCAUAUAACAGGUUACGCCCGUCCCGUGCCUGAUCCGGAGCUUUUUAUAUCCAGUUUUGGAAAUCUCGCAAACAUUCCUCCUAUCCAGGAUAACACUCGACUUAUACGCCUCUCCAAUCUCUCCAACGAAAUGAUUGCUGUUAACCCUCCCCCAGGAUUACGCGAUCGGUACGCCACGGCUAACUACAAAAACAGCGUCGAGCUGCAGAAUAGAAUUGUAGAUAUCGUUGUAUCGGAGCUAGAUCGGGUGAAGGGAGAAAUCAGCAACCUAGAGGGAUUUGUUUGUGCUGUUAAUUUUCAAGCAAUAACUCUACCGAUGAUUUCAAAAUUCUCAAAACGGGGCGGGAACAUACUUGGCAUUAGCCCCGGUGACGGACCGCUGCUCCUUAUCUUGGUCAACUUCGCCUGGGCUAGUGCCAGUGAUGACGAUAUCAUUAUAUCAGCUAGUGAAUCGAUUUUAUCCCAGUCCAAUGGCGCCGCGGCCGAACUGGGUUUGCUGAACGAUUUCGUAUACAUGAACUAUGCAGGAUCCCAUCAAGUCGCCUUUCGUUGGAUAUGGCAAGAAGAAUUUGCAGCAGCUACGGAAAUUACAGGCAAAAUAUGA
This is a messenger RNA of Paracoccidioides lutzii Pb01, 1566 nucleotides long. RefSeq lists its product as hypothetical. The transcript has 5 exons. Gene Ontology annotation, molecular function: FAD binding. The coding region runs from base 1 to 1566 and encodes 521 amino acids. The record is from RefSeq and is a predicted model, not a curated record.